Argiope bruennichi is the source of this 1047-nucleotide messenger RNA. RefSeq names its product protein roadkill-like. Gene Ontology annotation, biological process: proteasome-mediated ubiquitin-dependent protein catabolic process; regulation of proteolysis. Lineage: Eukaryota; Metazoa; Arthropoda; Arachnida; Araneae; Araneidae. Bases 1 to 1047 code for a protein of 348 amino acids. Gene Ontology annotation, molecular function: ubiquitin protein ligase binding. The record is from RefSeq and is a predicted model, not a curated record. The transcript has a single exon. Gene Ontology annotation, cellular component: cytoplasm.
AUGGCUGUUUCAAAAGUAGUCACUUAUAAUCCUACUGAAGUGAUAAAUAUCGAUUGGGUCGUUGAACAUUUUGAAAUGUUGGGCGAUGUUAUUCACAGUCCUGUUAUCUAUCCUAUUCCAAAUUGCGGUGAAAAAUGGCGCCUCGUGUUAAAAUUCAGCAGUGAUGACAAAAGAAAAGACCUUAUUAGAUCAAAAGCUGAAGUAUUUUUAUUGAAAGAGCAGUCUUGCAUCGAAAAAUGCUAUGUUAAGUUAACUAUGCAUAUUAAGAACUAUUUCUCAAUGGUUAAUAACCCUUUAUUACCUGUGAGCAUUGGUAAAGAAGAGUGUUAUUUGUUGCAGACUUAUGUUUCUGAUUAUGUUUCUAGAAUUUUUUCUUCUCCUUAUAAAGAUUUAAAUAUAAACGCAGAACUCAUAGUAUCAGGAUAUCGUGUGAAUUACAGUGCGAGUCCUCGACCUGUAUUUGAAAUGGAAGGCAAUUGCCAGGAACUUUCGAGCGAUUUGGAACGUUUGUACGAAGAUCAUGCUACUAAGGAUGUAACAUUUCUAGUGAAAGGACAAAAAUUGUUUGCUCACUCGGCUAUAAUCCGAUGCCGAUCCCUUGUCCUAGCCAAGAUGCUUGAUCAAGAUAUGCUAGAAAGAAGAACCCGAUGUGUCCUCAUUACAGACGCCAGUUUCCAGGAUUUUGAUUACUUUCUUAGGUACCUCUACACUGCGAAGUUGAAAAUUAAAACUUGGAACACUAUGUUUAGCUUGUAUUCUUUGGCAGACAAAUAUAAUGUAUCUGCUUUGAAGACAAUCUGUUCCCAGUGGUUGGGUAUGAAUUUGAAAGCGGAUACCGUAAGCAACUGUCUGGCACUUGCUGACUUGCAUGAAGAUACGGAAUUAAAACAAGUUUCGAAACAAUUCAUUCGGGACAAUUUAAAUGAUGUUCUUAAAACUUCGGAGUGGAAAUACCUGGUGUCAACCCAACCUCAACUUGCCUCUGAAACGCUUUGUUUUGCGACGUCUUAUGAAGGUACCCGUUCGUGUAUAUUAAAAAGUCCGUAA